Molecule: messenger RNA, 2133 nt
Organism: Papilio xuthus (Asian swallowtail)
Lineage: Eukaryota; Metazoa; Arthropoda; Insecta; Lepidoptera; Papilionidae
Exons: 14
Coding region: 142-2109 (655 amino acids)
Source: RefSeq, a predicted model, not a curated record
AAGUUAAAAAGAAUUGGAAAAAAAUAUCAUUAGUUGUUUCACAGAAUCUACCAACCAGCUUAUGAAUUAUUUUUGCAACUAGAACAGAUUGUAGCAAUGCAACAAAUAAAUUAGACUCUUUUGUAUACUGGAAGAUAUAAUAUGAGUGAAGAGAAACUGUGUAGCGAUGAGGUACCUCGUAAAUUUACCGAAUGGAUGUUGGCCAUGGGUUGUCCAACAGAGUAUCUUAGUGCAGAAAAGAUAACUUUGAUAUGCAGAGGGCAAUAUUACAUGGUAUGGCGGAGUUUAAUGGAACAUGUUUAUCCUAAGAAAACAAUAAAAGAAAAGAGAUUACAGGUGUUCUACAAUGAUAUAAAUAUAUGUAAAAAAAGCAACGCAUUUAAUCAGCAAAAUACAAAAGUAGUUGUACCGGAGCAACUAUCAGUUUGGCGGCAGCACAAUGCUUUACAGAACAAUGUGUGCGAUGCUGAAAUCAGAUUGAAACAAUCACAGCACAUGUUACAACAAUUGAUGGAUAAAAUUGAAACAAGAUUGUCCCAACGUAACAUAUCAUUUCAAAAGAUACAAGAUCUCCAGCGUAGAGUUUGGCUUCUCCAACAUGUUAUUGAGGAUUUGAAAUCUAAGAAGGAUAACUUUGAGGAGACAGCAACAAUUGCAAAUUCUUUAUGUCAUGUUAAAGAUGAUGGUGAUAUUCAGACUAAGGUGGACAAAUGUCUAGCAGUAUUACACCGGCGCGGGUCCCAGGCAUCGAAUGCGGCUUCUCUCUCCCUCGCCUCUAUAGCCAACCCUGCCGCCUGCUCCUCAGUUGUGUCUACUCAGAGUGAAUGUAAUGAUAAUGAAGAGGAGGUGUCAUCUUUAAUGUACUGUGGCGCGGAGGUGUGGGCUCAGCUGCGCGAGCGUCGUACGACGCUGGCUAAUGCUAUAGCCGCUGCAAAGAUCGAAACUAUGUCUUGUGAACGUGAUAUACGUGUCACCCCCCAGUCAGUGAUAACACACACGGCCAGCCUGCACUGCACACUCGCACUAGAAGUUAUGAAGAACAGGUUGCACUUCGAACAUAUACAAUCUAGAUUAACUAAUGCAGUAUCACAAUUAAAUGACUGUCUCUCCGGUGAGAAUUGUGAACUGUUGGUAUUGAAAUGUGAGAAAGAACAAUCUGAAGCCAAAGUGAAUGCAUUAAAAGUGCUAUUACAAGAUUUAAAAACAAAAAGUGGAAUAUUCCAUACAAAUGAUGAUGAAAUAAUUGCCUCACAAAAACCAAUACAACAAAUAGCUGUUAUUGAUAAAUCUAUUGAGACAAAAAGGGAUGAAUUAAUGUGGCUGAUCGGUUCCCUGUCUAUGAUGGAGCGUAAGAUACACAACGCUAAAGAAUGCCUGCUCACUGUGUUCAAUAAUCUGAGAAAAGAUUUGCCCGCACAUGAAAAUUAUAUCAACAAAGGAAUACAACUGGAUUUCCCAAAGGAGCAAAUAUCAACUCUUCGUCAAUUUUAUGAAGAAAGACGGGAGAGGCGCAGAUUAAAACAAGAUCUGAGCCUAGAUAUGGACUUAUCGGAAACCUCAUUCAGUGAUGUGGGUAACGAUCCAAGAUAUGUUGAUGAAUUAAAAAUUUAUUUGAAUAAGUUUAAAUUGGAACUGAACAGGAAACUUGUUUUAGAAAGCGGUGAGAAAAUCUGGAUAUUUGAGACUAUACAAGCAUUGAUCAGUCAACUACAAUCACAAUGGUUAUCAGAAGACAUGUCAUGUUCCCUUCUGCCUCCAUCCACAGGUCUGAACACUUUGCGUCAGUUACUUGAAGAAAUUGACACCAAGUGUACACUUGAAGCUUUCCUUAGACAAAAUAAUGGUGUUAGGGUAAAAGAUGUUUCUAUAGAUAUAAAAUCAAUAACCGAAGAAGAAGCACAAAGGGUUGACAAAAUGAAAAAGCAAAUGGCGCGCAACCAAUUGACAUUACAGCAGAGUAUUAAAAUCCUGGAUAUAGGAAUGGACAAUUUAAAAUUCUGGAGCGAUAAUGACCUUAAAAAAUAUAUCUCUAGUAACAGAACUGUUGAUGGAAAGACAUAUAGAGAAUAUGAAACUACUUAUUUAGAAACUCUUAGCUUAAGUGUUUAGAUAUUAUAUAUUAAGCGUUUACAA